AUGGUCAAACUCCAACCAGACAAUUCUCUUGAGGUCACAGGGAUUUUUGACCGGGACGGGGCGGUCUUUGCACCAAAGUUCGUGAACUGCGAGCCAUCUGGGUGGCUAUGGGCCUACAAUGUUGAUGACCAUGUUGACGAGGAUGGCUCGCUGCCUUGGCCAUAUGAAGUUGAAGGAGCCAGUAACUUGCCUUUCACACCGGAGCAACAAGAGCUCAAGCUUCUCUUCGAGGAAUGUGCUGGACCUGAGUACUCGCGUCUGGCGUAUGACGAGCACUCUCGACGCUUGGCUUAG
Letharia columbiana is the source of this 294-nucleotide messenger RNA. RefSeq lists its product as uncharacterized. The coding region runs from base 1 to 294 and encodes 97 amino acids. The transcript has a single exon. The record is from RefSeq and is a predicted model, not a curated record. NCBI's taxonomy places the organism in Eukaryota, Fungi, Ascomycota, Lecanoromycetes, Lecanorales, Parmeliaceae.